CACCAAGAAGCAUCUCCCAACCCUUCAGAGGGCACCGGCACCUUCAGCCACCUUUCAUUCUCGUGUGUCUCUUCUGAAAAGGUGCACGUGGGGCAAAUUGCUUAGGACAUUAAUUACGACGGGAGGGGACAGAGGUGCCACCGCCUGUCCCCAAUGGGAGUCUUUAUUAAAGACACCUGCAGAAAGCCAGCUCUGGGGGGGGACCCUGAGCCGUUCCCCUUGGUCUCCACCCGCCGAAGUUCGCUCCGCCGAAGCUAGCUGACGUCUCCACCCAGAAGCAGAUCCGCGGCGCUCGCAGAUCUGGUCCCGGUUCCCGGCGCUCCCGGGGAGCCGCGGAGGCCGCGCGGACCGGCGCGGAGCUGGGGAGCCGGGGGCGAGCGCGCCCAGCCUUUCCAGGCAGAAGGCAGCGCGCCCCGCCCGGGCGGCGCCCAGCAUGGAGUGGGAGCUGAAUCUGUUGCUCUAUCUGGCGCUCUUCUUCUUCCUGCUCUUCCUCCUGUUCCUCCUGCUCUUCGUGGUCAUCAAGCAGCUGAAGAACUCGGUGGCCAAUACGGCCGGGACGCUGCAGCCUGGGCGCCUGUCGCUGCACCGGGAGCCCUGGGGUUUCAAUAACGAGCACGCAGUGUGACCGGGCUGGCAGGCUCUCGACUCCGCCGGAGUCCAGGUCUGCGACAUCAUCUGGACCCAGGUUGACGCCCUUCACUGGUGGAGCCCAGGACCAAAACUCCUACCACAGCCUGGGAACCCAGUAAAGCUGGGGUGGUGGAAAUUUUGCAGAAGGCUGAGAAUACAGAAGCUGCGCAGAGGAGAACUGCUGGUAAUUUAAACAAAAGGAGAAACAGGCCCAUCUAGGUUCUUACAUGGUCUCUAUGACUCCCCACAAGGAGAAGGAGGCCGGAAGGAAAAACAGAGCAUGGCAAUGUAGAUGAUGCCUUCAACCAAAAUCCGAGCUCUCUAGAGAAGGACAAUGGUGCUGGCUCUUGGGUGUACAACCAGGAAUCUAUGCCCUGGUUCCAAAGCACAGCUGUGCAGAAAUCAGAGUGUUCAAGAAAGAUGAAACUUGUGGUCCCCCGCUCACAGCUUGUGGUUCCCUCACAGCCCCAAAUGUGGCUGAUCAGAGUGAAGAUGUCUCCCAAGUUCUCAGGAAAUGUUUGUCAGGAUUGGCUCUCUCUCUGGCAGUUGCCAUCCCCUGUACCAGGAUUUUCUAAGUCAUUCCUUCCAUACAUAGUGGAAGGCACUCUGUGCUCAGAAAGGCUACCUCUCUUCCCUCUGCGACUCCACCCUCAGUCCAGGAAUAUCCCGGGAGAUCGCCUCUCGAGCUGCUUCUACUCACAGCCUACGUACUGGCCAAGCAGAGGGAGAAGAAACACUUCCCACACCCAGAGCUGUGCAAAAGAACUUUCUGUGAUAUGAAGCUGUUCUAUAUCUGUGGUGCCCAAUACGGCAACUACUAGUCGCAUGUGUCUAGUAAACACUGAAAGAUGGCUAGCGGGGCUUAAAUUUUAUUUAAUUUCACCUGAGAUGGCCACAUGGGGCUGGUGGCUUCUGAGGGUACAGUUCAUACCAUUCUCUCUUUUGUAUGUGUGUUUUAGAGUCAAAGUGGGGAGGUGGUGGCUAGCCCCGAACUCCACAUCUCAUGGUCUUCACUGCUCUUCUUGCAUUGAAUUUUUAUCCUUGAAGAAAAAAGAGAGGUAGUAUGUUAGAACUAAAUUGAAAAUGUUAUCACCUAUUGCAUGUCUUCUUGUACCAAAUUGGGUAGGUUUUAUUAAUAUGUGAUUGUGGGGGGGAAAAAAAGCAGUGUUGAUUCUUCACAUCCCCCUGAGCCCAGUCCAUGCCCUUGACAGAGGUCAUUUUGUCUUAUGCAGUUUGUUCCAUUUUAGUUCACUUUUUAAUAUUGUAAAUGCCAAACUACCAUUCUGUGUGUGUUUUACUAACUACCUAAUCGUUCAUAUUUUUUAAGGUUGUGAAAUAAAAAAAUAACAAUUAUAUGUAACUCAGGUUUUUUUUUUGUGUGUGUGAUUUUUAGUAACUUGCUGUAACCCAAACUUUAUUGUAUUGGUUAGAAUAUGAUAAAUAAAUGGAAAGAAAUA
This is a messenger RNA of Meriones unguiculatus (Mongolian gerbil), 2087 nucleotides long. RefSeq names its product small integral membrane protein 43 (gene Smim43). The coding region runs from base 434 to 625 and encodes 63 amino acids. The record is from RefSeq and is a predicted model, not a curated record. Lineage: Eukaryota; Metazoa; Chordata; Mammalia; Rodentia; Muridae. The transcript is spliced from 5 exons.